ACAAAAUAAAAGAACAUUAUUGGUUUAAGGGCAUGAGACGGUUUGUACAAAAAUAUGUCAAUUCGUGUUUAAACUGUUUAUAUUAUAAGGGUGGUUCAGGUCGUAAACCAGGUUUACUGAAUUCCAUAGAAAAAGUGGCAAUGCCAUUUCAUACAGUGCACAUCGAUCAUGUCGGACCUUUUGUGCGUAGCAAACGCAAUAAAAACUAUAUAUUGACAAUUGUUGAUGGCUUUACAAAGUUUUGUAUACUUGAACCCGUCGCUGACACCUCCGUUCGAGGAGUAUUAAAAACGUUGCAACAGAUGAUUGCAAUUUUCGGAGUGCCAUCACGUAUAAUUAGCGAUAGAGGGUCGGCCUACACCUCGCUCCGAUUCAAAAAGUUUGUGGAAGAAUUGGGGAUCAAGCACAUUUUGAAUGCAGUGGCAACACCACGAGCUAAUGGUCAGUGUGAACGAGUGAACCGGACACUGUUAAAUUCGUUAGCAGCAACAUGUGCCGGAAAACCUGAAGAAACCUGGGACGAGUAUGUCAAAGUUGUACAAAGUGGUAUCAAUUCCACAGUUCACCGAACUACCAAGAAGUCACCAACACAAUUAUUGUUUGGAUACAAGCCACGUGGUAUGGCAGAUGCCAAAUUGGUGGCGAGCAUACAAGAUACUUUAGAUCAGAUUGAUCUUGAACAAUUGCGGAAGGAAACAAAAGAAAUAAUUGAUAAGGAUCAGAAGAGUCAAAAACAAAGAUUUGACAGCAAGAGAUUCAAAGCACCAAAAUAUGCAGUUGGUGAAGUGGUCAUGGUCGCAGCUAGCCCGGUUGCGACAGGAGAAAGCAAAAAAUUAGUUGCUAAAUCAAAAGGACCAUUUAAAAUCACAGCCGUAUUGCCAAACGAUCGUUAUGAGGUGCAGGAUCUCAGGAAUUUAAGAAAAGCUCCAAAUCAACGGAGUAUAGUUGCAGUUGACAGCUUGAAACGCUGGGUCACAUUUGAUGCAACGCAAUGAGAUAUUACACACGAUAAUACCUAAGAUAUUACAUAUAGAAGAGUAGCCUGUUCUUUAGUAGAAGGCUACGGCAGUCUGUUCUUUAGUAGAAGACUGGAUUAAAGUUUUUGGGUAGCCUGUUCUUUAGUA
Messenger RNA from Fopius arisanus, 1124 nucleotides. RefSeq lists its product as uncharacterized. The transcript has 2 exons. The record is from RefSeq and is a predicted model, not a curated record. Lineage: Eukaryota; Metazoa; Arthropoda; Insecta; Hymenoptera; Braconidae. Bases 33 to 995 code for a protein of 320 amino acids. Gene Ontology annotation, molecular function: nucleic acid binding. Gene Ontology annotation, biological process: DNA integration.